This is a messenger RNA of Ostertagia ostertagi, 1560 nucleotides long. NCBI's taxonomy places the organism in Eukaryota, Metazoa, Nematoda, Chromadorea, Rhabditida, Trichostrongylidae. The record is from the annotation of a GenBank genome assembly.
AUGGCUAGACGAAAAAAUUGUUACCAAUUUCAGGUUAUCGAAUACUGUGAUGAUCCAAAGGAUUCCAAUAUGAACAUCGUGUUCAACGAUUCGAUGACGAUGCCUAACGUGACGUUUUGCAUGUCGAAGAAACAAGCCUGGAGUCAUUUUAAACUCAAUGAAAGCGCACCGGUCGAAGAAUGGGAUAUGAUAGUUGACGAAGCUCUCGCCAAUAUGACAGACCACGACAGUUUCUUGACAAAAAUGUGGGACUAUCGCCUUGUCAUGGAAGCUUACGAUAUGAUCGCCACAUACAACAGUCUCGAGCGCGAAUCACAUGCUCAUGGCUCGGCUAGGGCAAUAAAUAUGUAUCGAACGUCACCUCGAUUUGCUGGAAAACGAGCAAUGUUCAAGAAAUGGGCGGAAGUGCUCGAGUCACGGAAUGUAACUUUCGAGGAAUUUACUCAAAAGGCCGGCACGGAAGUUCUCCGUCGUUCCAUGCAGCGUUUCCUGCGCACCACCUUCAAUGAGGAUUUGGUCAUCAAGACCAAAUUGAGAAUCUCAUGGAUCUCUCAAAUGCAGAUAUGUUUCCAGCCAUUAUUCGACGAGGACAACUUUUAUGCCAUUGAAGACCAAGGCAAUUUCUUCACAAUGUUGCUAUCCCACAAUGCUGAAAACCUCGAUGGAGAACACCUUGAAUGUAUGAGUGUUGACUUCCAUGGGCGCCCUUCAUCGCUUAACCGAUUCAUGGAGGGCAAGGGAAGAGCCAGAGAUGGAUUCACGUUCGAGCUGUGUGCCGGUCAACGUCAUGAGGUCACAGUCGAGGUUCGGGCAUUGUACCAAAUGCUCGAGAACGACGAUCCUGGAACGGCGUGCCGUGACGUUGAGGAGGGAGAGGACAGCGAGUUCGACUGCAGAUCUCGUUGUCGCAUGAAAAUGAUUCGGGAUAUGUGCAACUGCACCCCGCUGUCUCUUAGCUAUCUCGCUCUGGACGAAUUGGAUAAGUUCCCACUUUGCGACUACACAAAAUGUGAAGUGGACGUGCAAAAAGGUAACUACUCUGAUGCGGAAUGCUCUACUGGAUGCUACCGAGACUGCCGUCAAAUUCGAUACGAAAUUGACCACGAAGUUCAAGGAAGAAUGGUCCGACCUGAUCUAACGCUGAUCAACUUGAACUGGGGUUCGUUCGAAUAUCUCACCAUGGAGCAACAAUGGAAGUAUUCUAUUACUGCGUUUAUCGCCGCACUUGGAGGUUCUAUUGGAAUGUGGCUUGGAUUGAGUAUACUCUCUUUAAUUCAGGGAGGAACAUAUCUAUACACCUAUCUAACGAAGAAGGUUGUGAAAGAGAAGAUCUUGAAAAAAGUGUCAGAACAACGAAGGAGGGAGAGUAAGGCAAGUGAUUUUCAUAACACAUUUCAGGUUUCCUCCACCUCCAUGCCUUCGAAGAAGAUAUCCAUAGGAGCUAAUCCUUUCGAAAAUCCGUUUGUUGCACCGUCACCUACUCCAGGUCACGAACUUAACGAGGUAUCUCCGCCGGGAUACAGUCGCAGUCCUAACCCGACGAAGAUCCAAGUGGACUAA